AUGGGUUCUGCUAGUGUAUCAAUUGUUGAUCCUGUAGUCAUUGUGGGAGCUGGCAUUGUCGGCCUCACAAUCGGACAAGCUCUGAAGAAACAGAAAAUCCCCUUUGAAAUCUACGAGCGUGAUGCAACUCCCACUGCGCGUGGACAGGGCUGGGCUAUUACCUUGCACUGGGCAUUGGAGUACAUGGUUCAGAUUCUACCACCAGAGACCCUCGCGCGGAUUGAGUCAACUCAAGUGGAUCCAGGUGUGGCACGAGAAGAUAAUGGCAAUUUCAUGUUCAUUAAUCUCGAGAAUGGAGAACCGAAAUGGAAAAUUCCGCCGAGUGUACGAUGGCGUGUCAAUCGUGAGAAAAUGCGCUUGGCUUUGCUGGAAGGAAUUGAAGAGCAUGUGCAUUGGGAUCGACAGGUCGUCGGUGUUGAUAUCUUGGAGAAUGGCGCACAGUUGGUUUUCGCGGAUCAAUCGAUAGCGAAAGGAAAACUUAUUGUCGGGGUUGAUGGGAGUCGAUCAAUCAUUCGCCAGGUGCUCCGACCGGAUGCGUAUCUCAAUACCCCAGUUGGAGUCAACUUCACCGGAGUCGCGGUAGAUCUGACACCAGAACAAGUUAAACCGCUAAGAGAUAUGGAUCCCCUUCUAUUUCAAGGAUGCCAUCCUCCCACCGGAGCUUUCUUUUGGUACUCAACGCUGGAGACACCACAAGUGAAUGGAACUGCAGAUACAUCUGCAGAACGUUAUCGAGCUCAGAUCUGCAUGUCAUGGCCUGUCCGAGGCCCGGAAGAUCAAGUCGCCUCAACAAACGAGGAGAGAUUGGCGAAUAUGAAACGACGGGCGCAAGGGUUUGUUCCGUUCCUGAAACAGGCGGUGGAUGAUAUCCCUGCUGGGACCGCAGUGACGGAGAUUAAACUAGCGGACUGGGAAUGUCUUCCUUGGGAUAAUCUUCAGGGAAGGAUUACCCUGGCUGGGGAUUCAUCACAUGCAAUGACCAUGUAUCGUGGGGAAGCGGCAAAUCAUGGCCUGCUGGAUGCAUUCCACCUGGUCGAGGCCAUCGCAAAAAUAUACUCGGGCGACGCAACACCCCAACUGGCAAUCGAUUUGUUUGAACAAGAAAUGAGAACGCGCACUAGUCGAGCUGUAUGUCUCAGUCGAACAGCUUGCUUGGAUGCACACGAUUGGAGUCGAUUGGAUGAAACGUCUGCCAUUUUAACUAAGAGAGCGAUCGAGGGAAAGUGA
This is a messenger RNA of Penicillium malachiteum, 1227 nucleotides long. Its product is annotated as FAD-dependent oxidoreductase. The record is from RefSeq and is a predicted model, not a curated record. NCBI's taxonomy places the organism in Eukaryota, Fungi, Ascomycota, Eurotiomycetes, Eurotiales, Aspergillaceae. Gene Ontology annotation, molecular function: FAD binding. Bases 1 to 1227 code for a protein of 408 amino acids. The transcript has 2 exons.